Onthophagus taurus is the source of this 1451-nucleotide messenger RNA. RefSeq names its product guanine nucleotide-binding protein subunit beta-5 (gene Gbeta5). The record is from RefSeq and is a predicted model, not a curated record. Lineage: Eukaryota; Metazoa; Arthropoda; Insecta; Coleoptera; Scarabaeidae. Gene Ontology annotation, molecular function: protein binding. Gene Ontology annotation, biological process: signal transduction.
UUUGGAUUGUGAUUGAUUGUUGUGUGGGGGUACUUUCUUUAACAACUUUUCCUUAUUUAAAGGAAAAAAAGUCGGACGGCAACGCUUCUAUUAAAACCGUUGCCUCAAGGACACUUCUAUAAAUACUCUCUGUAAAGAGAAAACUGAAAACAACUAUGUGUGAUGCUGGUUUAAGAGUAUCAUCUAAUGAUACAAUUGAAUCUCUUACAAGAGAAGCUGAAAUGCUUAAAAUCCGCCUUGAAGAUGAACGACAAAAAUUAAAUGAUGUUACUUUAUCUUCUGUCGCGGAACGAUUAGAAAUAAUAAAUUAUAUGAAUAUCAAACCUAGACGUACCUUAAAAGGUCAUCAAGCUAAAGUUCUUUGUUCUGAUUGGUCACCAGAUAAAAGACACAUGGUGUCUUCAUCUCAGGAUGGCAAGAUGAUAAUAUGGGACGCUUUCACUACUAACAAGGAGCAUGCAGUCACUAUGCUCACCACCUGGGUUAUGGCGUGUGCUUAUGCACCGUCUGGGAAUUUGGUAGCAUGCGGGGGGUUAGAUAAUAAAGUUACUGUAUACCCAUUGACUUUUGAUGAGGAUGUCACACAAAAAAAGAAAACAGUUGGGACUCAUACAAGUUAUAUGAGUUGUUGUAUUUUUCCCAAUUCAGAUCAACAGAUUUUAACUGGUAGUGGCGAUGCUACCUGUGCACUUUGGGAUGUUGAAUCUGGUCAAAUGUUACAAAGUUUCCACGGACAUACCUCUGAUGUCAUGUCUAUUGAUUUAGCCCCAUCAGAAACAGGAAAUACUUUCGUUUCAGGCAGUUGUGAUAAGUUAGUGUUAAUUUGGGAUAUGCGUUCAGGACAGUGCGUCCAAUCUUUUGAAAGUCACGAAUCCGAUGUGAAUAGCGUUAAAUUCCAUCCAAGUGGAGAUGCUGUUGCGACCGGAAGUGAUGACGCAACAUGUCGCCUUUUUGAUUUGAGAGCAGAUAAAGAAGUGGCUACGUAUAGUAAAGAUAGUAUAAUGUUUGGGGUAAAUUCAGUCGAUUUUUCUGUUUCAGGUCGAUUAUUGUUCGCUGGUUAUAAUGAUUACACUGUAAACGUUUGGGAUACUUUAAAAUGUGCCAGAGUUUGUUUAUUGUAUGGACAUGAGAAUAGAGUAUCUUGUUUGCAAGUGUCGCCUGAUGGGACUGCUUUGUCAACAGGAUCUUGGGAUACCACAUUGAGAAUUUGGGCAUAAAUUAUUAAACAUAAUUGAGUAUUAAUUAGAUAAUUUAAGAAAAUUUUACUUAAAUAGACUUAGCGCAAAAUGUAUUCGAAAAAUAGAACUGAAAACAAUGAAAUCUAUUUAUUGUUUGAAAAUUAAAUAAUAAGUAAUUAAGAAAAAAGUAAAAUGUAGCUGUGGAAAAAAUCAUCAUGUCUAACUAAAGAAUGAGAAAAUAUUAUAGAUAAUAAUGUAGAGUAUUAUAAAAUU